AUGGCUAAAGCGGUUCGUCCGUAUCAGCCGGUGACGCCAGCAAACAACAAAUACCUGGCGAAGAUGUGGGACCAGGAGGCGUUCAAUACACACAGGACGAAAGUCGCCACAGCGCGCCCAGUGAUUGACAACAAUCCGCCUCGCGUCCACAUGCACCUUCACAUCAAGCUGAAAAAGCUCCAGUUCGAGGCAGAGCGGCUGGCGACGAUUGAGCGUGACAACCGGAUCCUGCUGGAGAAGAUGGCGCACAUCAUGCGCAAGGGCGGCGUGGUGGACAACAAACUCAAGGAGGGUCACCAUACCAAAAGUCUGAACAAGACAAAGCGGCAGAGGGAGUUGCUGCGCAUCACGCACGAGAACAUCGCGAUCCUUAGGCGCCUGAUGACGAAGUACCCCCAUUACAACCACAAGAAGUGGCUUCUUCAGUGGCAGGUGAACCAGCAGUACCUGCGGAACAUCUCCAAGUACCAGCACACGUGGCGCCAGGAGCAGUUCCCGUAUAAAAUACAGGUUGAACGUCAGACCCCCGCCAACAAACGCGUCAGUGCCAAGGUUCAACAACAAAGCUCCCCCACCAAGCGGAAAUCCGGGACGCCUUAUUCCGAAUUAACGGCGACGUCAACGUCAUUACCCGUGACGCCGCUGCCUGUCAUUUCGACGCCGGAAACCCCAGUCUUUGAAUUUUUCGAUUUCAACUAG
This is a messenger RNA of Mya arenaria, 699 nucleotides long. Its product is annotated as sperm axonemal maintenance protein CFAP97D1-like. The coding region runs from base 1 to 699 and encodes 232 amino acids. NCBI's taxonomy places the organism in Eukaryota, Metazoa, Mollusca, Bivalvia, Myida, Myidae. The record is from RefSeq and is a predicted model, not a curated record. The transcript is spliced from 6 exons.